CGUGAAAAGGCUGCUUAACCAAGGCCAAUUGCUAUUGCUAGCUCGAAAACAUGUUGGAGAUUUCAUCGCAUAUAUUCGCACUGGACUAGACUGCAUGUAACUUUAUGUUUAUCAUCUCGAUUCUGGACUCGAUUCAACAUAUAGGGCUCUACCAUUAUUAUGAGAACAGGACAGCCUCAGGACCUAGAUGGAACCUUCAACCUAUGAUGUAGCUGACUCUGAGAUGUGCGAGUCAGCAACCAUGGAAUCUGGAUGUAGCAGUGAGGAAACCUUGUCGGUACUGAGAUCGUGUGACUUGACAACUGCGAUUUCGCGGGGGAAGGCGAGUGAAGAGAUGCUAGAGCGAUGUGCUCAAGAGGGUCGUAUUGAUGUCCGAAACAAGGAAGGACAAACACCGCUGAUGCUCGCAUGUUUGACAGGUCUUGAGGAUGUUGUCAAGUUCUUGUUGGCAAAUGGUGCCAACCCCAACUCCAAUAGUUUAAUGAAGGGUAAUACCCCUUUGCAUUUUGCAUGCAUGGUAGAAGACACAGUAGAAGAGGAGUACUUAUCUGGAAGAUGCUAUCAACCCAAAAAAUGGACGACCAUCAAGGUAUCUAUUGUGAAGCUUCUUCUGAAGUAUGGAGCAUCUGUUCAGAAGAACCUAGAUGGAUGGACUCCAGCAUGUGUAGCUGCAUUUAACAUGUUUAAGGACAUUGUUGACUUCUUCUUGUUGAUUGAUGAUGGUAGUCCUUUGGAGGACAAAAUCACUGCUUCUCAAAUACUUGGAGUUUCACAAGCUACUCUUGAUGAACCGGCUCUCAAAGAUGCAUUUAACUCUUUCCGCAGAGCCUUAGACUUACAAGAAGAUGCAGGAGUUAUCACAGGCCAAGCUGAAACUUCUGAACUUGCAUUGUGUUUCUCGAAGCUCUCUUUGACAGAAUUUCACACAUCGGAGGAAAUCUGGUCGGUUCGAUCGUCUGAAAGUGCUUUUAAGGCCCAUGCAUUCUUAGUUGGUGAGAGAUUAUUUCCCCCAAGUCUCAAGCAGAAAUACCUCUACCCAUCCCUUACACACUUUGCAAGUCUUUUAAUGUUCCAAGAAGACAUGGUAGAAGCAGGCUUUCAAAUAUUCUCCUAUACCCUUGGUUUGGAAAGAUGUGGAGAAUUGAAGCUAGGAACAGUACUAGAUCACAUAGCUGAUAAAUAUCAAGAUCACUGUGUGUAUGAUGGCAAAAAAGCACCACAACCUCUUGUUCGUCAACGUGCACGAGAUCUGCUGUGUGCCUAUGAUUCAGUAGUUAAUAAUGUAAAUGUACAUAUUGAUAGUAUGUCGGGGAUGUGUCAUUCGCUUAUAGAUAGCUUUGGUGACAUACUUUUUGCUGAAGUUUUUUCUGGGUUUGGUUUUGAUGACUUGAAAUCCACCUUGGAAGAUGUAGAGAAGUUACUGAGGGUCAUUCAAGGUAGGGCAUUUAGGGAAAGGCAAGAUGAGUAUCCCAAGAUGCCUUCUGUAGCACACAAAAUCAUGAAACUUCUGCUGGAACUCUUAGACAGCGGAAGAGAUUUAAUAGAUAGAAGCCACCUUCUGAAGGUAAAAUUUGUGUUGCUCAGGGUUCUAAUGUCCGACAAUGCUUCUUACCAGGAUGUGUCCUGCGAAGAAACUCCUUUCCAGGACGAGUCCGGUGGCAACACGCUGCUGCACUUUGUAGCGUACUUUACAUAUUCAGUAGAAUAUAUGGAAUGUAUUCAGGAUCUUGCCCAGGAUCUUGCCCUGGUCCUUUUACGUCACGGAUGUCCUCUAGAUGCAGUGAAUGCAGGAGGCGAUACCGCCAGAGACCUUUUGCAGCAUGGUGGACUUGAGGACCAGAAUAUCCAUCUCAUUCAGACAUUGGUGAGUCCACCAACCACAGUAUUACGUCUGGAGGAAGCAGCUGCCAGAGUAGUCCUGCGACACAAGAUCAACUACCAAGACGUCCUUCCUCUGACGCUGCGUGAGCUGGUGGAUGGUGGAACUGCGGAAUUAGAGUUAGAAUUAUUAAAAUUAUUACAAACAAAUGAAGACAGCAGUGAAGACAGCAGUGAAGACAACAGUGAAGACAGUAGUGAAGACAGUGAGUAAUUUAUACUUACAAUUAAGUCAAAGGUUUUUUGCAAGGAUGCACUGAAGGCAAAAGGAGACAGAAGCCUAGAUUGAAUGAUGGAAUUAGAAACUUAACAGAUCACUUGUCUCAGCUCAACGUAUCGCUUUAGACUGAACACUCUUGAGAACCAUCGUCAACAGGCCUGGUCAUGAAAGGUCCUGUAAUAUAGAUUUCAUAUCACGAGAAAUUAGAGGGGUAAAUUUGACAGAUUUUGUUAGUUACUCUCAGAUCAAGUUCUGCAUUUUAAACCAUUUGUGCCACUAUGCAAACUCCUUUACGUUUUGAUACUUUAUGUUUUUAUGUGCCUUCUAUUACAAAUUGGUUGUUUUUUACUUUGCUACCUGAUAAGCCAUUGCUGCAACUUGUUCAGUCAUUGACUCAGGGUUCAAUGAAAAUUCCAUAAUUGGAUGUACAGUCCCGUGUACGUGCGGUCCUAAACGAAUGUAUUUGAACUUUUUUUGGGGGGGGGGGGAGGGGGAGGGGGGGGGGGGGGGCUUGUGUCCUUUUGGGCCUUUAGGCACGUGCAGAUUCAGGUUUUUGUAAAAGAGGGCACAAAGAGGUGACAUUUGUGUUCCUUUUUACCACAAAAUCCUUAGAUCGGGGCAAAAUCUGCCAUCUUGCAUGCAUUUUUUAUGUGUGCCUCAUUCAAAUUAAUGUAUAAUCAGUUAAGAAAUUAGGGGAGUCGCUCCCCCCCCCCCCCCUCCCUCUAUAACCACUACAGGUCCUGUGAAGAGAGAACUUAUCCCAACAAGAAGGAGGGGCAAAAGUAAAGGAUAAACAAAGUCUAGGAAGGGAAAACUAUUUUAUGUGUCAAAAUUUGAACACUUCAAUUUCGUCGUCAGACUGGCCAAUGUACUUUUCACUUUGCCAAACCUGAACUUGAUAGCCUUAUUAAUGCAGUGUUUUUUCUUGUUUUGAUUGAAACUGGUUGAAUUCUUGAAUCUAUGUAUUUUUACAUUUUUUGUAAUAUUAUUGUUUAGGAAUGUUGCAUUAAAUUCAUUAAUUUUCAGUCACCUUUUACUCUCAAAUUAUGUUAACUAUUGCUCACUGUGCCUACAUACCUAGGUGCCCCUCAGGGGUGUGUCCUAUCUCCGGUUUUGUUUUCACUGUAUACAAGUGAUUGUGUAAGCUCUACUUCUUGUUGUGUAGCAUACUAAAAUAUGCUGAUGACACCGUAAUUACUCUUUUGUCUAAUCAGGCGAAUGAUUACUUCUCACAAGUAGACGAAUUCAUUCGCUGGUGUGAUGAUCAUUACUUAACAUUAAACACAACCAAAACCAAAGAAAUGGUAAUCGACUUCCGUCGAAAAGGUACAGACCACGAGAAAGUAAUCAUUCAUAAAGAGACGAUUAUAUCUUGGAACUGUCUUAAAUGACAAAUUAUCAUAGAGGGAUAGCACACAAUCCGUAAGAAAGCUAACAAGCAUUGUUUUUUCUGCGUAAGUUGAAAAGUUUCCAUAUAGAUGCAAAAUCCUGACCCUGUUCUACAAUUCAAUAAUAAAGAGUGUCCUGCUUUUCAAUUAUUAAA
This is a messenger RNA of Strongylocentrotus purpuratus (purple sea urchin), 3641 nucleotides long. RefSeq lists its product as uncharacterized. The record is from RefSeq and is a predicted model, not a curated record. Bases 188 to 2092 code for a protein of 634 amino acids. NCBI's taxonomy places the organism in Eukaryota, Metazoa, Echinodermata, Echinoidea, Camarodonta, Strongylocentrotidae. The transcript has 2 exons. Gene Ontology annotation, molecular function: protein binding.